UGCGCGUAUUGCUUCCAGGGAGACGUAGUUCGGUGGCCUCCAUCGCCGAUUGUCUCCAAUAGAGGCGAACUCAAUUUCCCAAGUGGCGCCGCGGAGGCCAGUCCGAAGUCGGGUUUUCCGGCCUACCGUAAGAGCUUACGUUGUGGUCUUCCCUGGGCUGUGUCUUGGGUAUCCACAGUGUGGGAAGCAAGGGCACAAGACGCCAGGAAGCCAGACCCCUGCAGCAGGCCAUGAAUAGGAGCCUGAGCUGGUCUGAGCAGCUCGACGCGCUUCUCAAUGCUACGGACCGAAAUGUGAGCAGAAUUAAGCAACGGCUGUAUCCACUUGGAGUCUCUACUGGGGCAGGAGACCUGGCUGGGACCUGGAUUUCCCCUCAUCACUUGCCUACCCAGUCAGGAAUCCAAGCUCAAAAGGCUUGGGCUCUAGAGGCUCCCGUAUUCCCAGAGAGGCUAAACUGGGCUGAGGCCCACAGUGCAUCUUCACUCUGGGACGAAGUUACUAUUCUUCGAUCCCAGCUUCGAUCCCAGGCUCAGGUGACUGAAGCACUACGGCAGGCUGUCCAGGGCCUGCUGGAAGAGCGAGAGCAGCAGAAGUACACUAUCUCUGCCCUGGAAGCAUCACUAAGAUUGCUGCAGGGGGGCCCAGAGCAAAGGGUCCUUCUCCUGGAGCAACGCCUGGAAGAGAUGAGAAGGGAACUGCAGGGCCUUCGAAGCCAGGUGCAGGAACAGGCCCGAGCCCAAAUACAGACAGGACCACAGGAGUGCAGUUGCACCAGUGGCCUUCACGAAGAGCUUCAGAAUGAGUGGCAACUGCUGUGCAAGGAGUCAGAGAUUCUUCGGGAGGACCUAAAGUUGCUUCGGGACCAGUUGAGCCAGCACCAGGAGCUGCUGCUGAAACAGAUGAAUGAGAGGCGGCAAGGUCAGGCCUGCAGCUGGAAGAUGUUGGAUCAGCUGCAAAGUGGCCUGGACGGCAAAGGUCACACCCUGGAGGCUGUCAGAACAGAGGUCCAGGAUGCCCGGCAGGAGCAUGACCUGCUCAGGACUUCCAUUCAUGUCCUCCAAUCUAAGCUUCCCUGACUGCCCACCUUCACCAUGUCGCUUUCUUCAUUUAGCUCUGAAGUCAGGCUUCUGGACAGUAACAGUAGCUGGGAACUUUUAAGGAAGCUAGGUGAGGGUAAAGCAGGAGGCUGAAUCUGAGUGGUGCCUGGACGCCAACUGCCUAAUUGUUUGACACUGGAUAGAAUGGGGUCUCUGUCUCUUUCUUUGGAAAUCCAUCAACCUCUGUUGCUCCUUAUCCAUCAGGCCUGUAUGUCCCUCCCCAACAUGGCCCAAGCCUAGGACCGUGUGUAACACAGUGCUUGCUGAUGAUUUGUUUUUUUUCCCCCUUUCUCUCCUCAUAGAUCUCCAGAGGCAUACCCUUUCUAACCCAGAGCCCAGCAGCUUUCAGCUCCAGGCCCAGAGCCUUGAGCAAGAGGACCUAUUCUUUA
This is a messenger RNA of Odocoileus virginianus texanus, 1486 nucleotides long. The record is from RefSeq and is a predicted model, not a curated record. NCBI's taxonomy places the organism in Eukaryota, Metazoa, Chordata, Mammalia, Artiodactyla, Cervidae.